UUUUCUUUUCUCCCAGCUGUGGUGUUUUUCUCUCGACACAAGCUUGGAAUCCGCAAUCAUGGCUCUAGCAGCACCCGUCGCAGGCGCCAUUGCAGGUGUCACCGCCGCUGCCGCUUAUAUCGACGCCAAAUACCACGUUUCCAAGGAUCUCGCCGCAAUCCGUGGCCAAAAGGCUGCGGUGCGCGCCAUAGAGAAGAAUUCGCAAGGCAAAGGACAGUCCCUUUGGUACCAAUUCGAAACCCAAGUCCGCCGUCUCCCUGCGAAUGAAGAAUGCAUCUGGUCUCGCAACGGCUGCUACACAUGGGCUGAAACAUACGCAAACGCCUGCCGGUACGGCCAGUACCUCCACCAGCAUGGCGUCGCGCCCGGCCAGCUUUUUGCCAUGUACAUGAUGAACCGACCCGAGUUUCUGUUUGCACACUUGGGCAGCUGGAGCAUAGGAAGCGCACCGGCGUGGAUCAACUACAACUUGGCCGGCGAUGCCCUGGUCCACUGCUUGAAGGUCAGCGGCGCCAAGGUGCUGCUUGUGGAUGAAGACAUGGAUUGCAGAAAGAGGAUAGAGGAUAUACGGGAAAGGCUGGAGCAGGAGCUCGGAAUGACCAUUCUGAUUCUGGACAACGACCUGAAGGGUGAGAUUUCGAGGACAGAGCCUAAGCGACCGGAAGACGAACUCAGAGUCAACGCCAAGGGCAAGUUCCCGCUCUUCAUCUUCUACACAAGUGGCACAACUGGACACCCCAAGGCCUGCCCAAUGCCGACGGAGCGAGCCCCUGGCAUGACAGGCCGUGUAGGUGCGCUGGGACUGAAACCAGGACCCAAUGGCGACCGAUGGUAUGUUUGCAUGCCUCUGUAUCACGGCACCGGAGGUACCACUGCGCUCGUCUGCUUGCUUGCUGGCCUUACCUGCUGCAUCGGCACCAAGUUCUCUACAUCAAAGUUCUGGAAAGACGUAGUCGAGUCCCGAUCCACCGCCAUCGUAUACGUAGGAGAGACGGCCCGUUAUCUCCUCAAUGCCCCUCCCAGCGAUCUCGACAAAAAGCACAAAGUCCGAGCCAUGUUCGGAAACGGUCUUCGUCCCGACGUGUGGCAGCGUUUUGUCGAUCGUUUUGGUAUCGAGAUUGUGGGCGAAUUCUUCAACAGCACAGAGGGCGUCAUGGUGCUUUUCAAUGGCUCUCGCGGGCCCUUCACAGCCACCUCAGUCGGACACCAAGGUCUGAUUGAGCGCUGGCGAACUCACAACGUAUAUGUCCCUGUUGAGGUUGACAUGAUCACUGGCGACCUCCUCCGUGACCCCAAGACCGGCUUCUGUAAACGCAAAUCGUACGAAGAGGGCAGUGAGAUUCUUGUCCACAUGCCUAGCGAAGACGCAUUUGUCGGAUACUGGAACAACCCGGAGGCCACCGAAAAACGCUUUGAACGCAACGUCUUCAAGAAGGGCGACCUCUACUACCGUACGGGUGACGCUCUCCGCCGUGACAAAGACGGUCGAUGGUUCUUUAUGGACCGUCUCGGCGACACUUUCCGCUGGAAGUCCGAAAACGUCAGCACAGCCGAAGUCAGCGAGGCACUUGGUUCGUUCCCUGGUAUCCAAGAAGCCAACGUCUAUGGUGUCGAGGUACCAGGCUACGAUGGCCGAGCAGGCUGUGCCGCCAUUUUCAUCGAUCCUGCGCACCGCAACUCGUUUGACUUCAACGCCCUGCUUGCGCAUGCAAGCGCAAAGCUACCCAAAUACGCAGUUCCCGUAUUCCUGAGGAUACAAAAGCAGCAAACGACAAUGCACAACAACAAACAGAACAAGGUUCCGCUAAGGAACGACGGUAUCGACCUCAGGAAGCUCAUGGAGAGGGCCGACAAAGAGGCCAAGGAGCAGGGCAACGAUCAGGUCGAGUACGAUACUAUCUACUGGAAUCCUUCGGCGCUGGGUGCUAACAAGGGAAUGAGCACUGGUGAGGGUUAUGUCGUGUACACGAUGGCGGAUUGGGAUCAGCUCAAGGGGAACAAGGAGAGCGCGAGGUUGUAGGGCUGUGGAUAAUUGUGUGCUGCUUUUUCUCUUGUUCGUAGCGUUCUCGAUUAGCAACGCAUUGUGUUUGUAAAGGGUGCAUUCAGAUAUUGUUAGAACUGGCCUGUCGAAGCG
Molecule: messenger RNA, 2134 nt
Organism: Exserohilum turcica Et28A
Lineage: Eukaryota; Fungi; Ascomycota; Dothideomycetes; Pleosporales; Pleosporaceae
Exons: 4
Coding region: 59-2020 (653 amino acids)
Molecular function (GO): long-chain fatty acid-CoA ligase activity; long-chain fatty acid transmembrane transporter activity
Source: RefSeq, a predicted model, not a curated record